Molecule: messenger RNA, 2004 nt
Organism: Condylostylus longicornis
Lineage: Eukaryota; Metazoa; Arthropoda; Insecta; Diptera; Dolichopodidae
Exons: 4
Coding region: 1-2004 (667 amino acids)
Molecular function (GO): catalytic activity
Source: RefSeq, a predicted model, not a curated record
AUGGAAGUACAAACAGAAACAAGGCCCUCAGUCUCCGGCACAACGAGGGUGCUAAGAAUCCCCGGAGGUAAAACUCAACGCAAACUAAAAAUAGGUACUUGGAAUGUUCGUAGCAUUUAUGAAAGCGGUAAACUAGCAAAUACCAUACAAGAAAUGAAGAGGCUUCACAUCGAUAUAUUAGGUGUUUGUGAAACAUGGUGGCCUGAUUCUGGCAAAUGUAAAACAAACGGUGCAACAAUGUAUUAUUCCGGGGACCAAAGUAGAAACCAUAGAAAUGAGGUUGGAAUAAUCGUCUCAGAGGCCGUCGAAAAAUGCGUAAAAAACUUUUUGCCAUAUUCAGAUAGAACUUUAUUGCUUCAAAUACACGCAAAGCCUUUGAAUAUAAACAUCAUUCAAACAUAUGCACCAACUGCUGAUAAAACUGACGAAGACGUUGAAUCAUUCUACAAUGAAGUCAAGGAGCUCAUGAAAAUGACCAAAAAACACGAGAUUAACAUCAUUAUGGGGGAUUUUAAUGCCAAAAUAGGAAAGUCGCAAGUAGAAAAAAUUGUUGGACCAUUUGGUUUAGGUACCAGAAACCCAAGAGGUGAUAGACUAAUUCAGUUCUGUACGGAACAGGAGCUCAAAAUAAUGAACACUUGGUUUUGUUUACCACCUCGUCGACUUUACACAUGGAAAUCACCUGAAGAUAACGAUCGAAAUAUAAUCCGGAACCAGAUCGACUUUAUAUUAAUUAACCAGCGAUAUAGUACAUGCGUAUCAAAAGUUUCAACGUAUCCAGGUGCCGAUGUUCCUUCAGACCAUAAUUUACUGUUAUCGCAAAUCAACAUAAAAUUGGCAGUAAUGACAAAAUCAACACGCAAAAAACAUUUAGACCUACAGAAACUCAAGGAAGAUGAAUGUAAAACCGAAGUUACUCAGGAGCUUAAUAAUCAAAUGAAAUUAAAUUUCGAAGGUACCAGCUUUAAUAAUGUGGAAAUUGAUGAAGUAUGGGAUCGAUUGAAAAGUACUAUGAAAAAUAUAGCUUCAACCAAACUGGGCCCCACGAACAGCAGAGCAAAACAGAAAUGGAUGACAAGCGAGAUCUUAAAUUUAAUGAAACAGAGACGAAUGCACAAAAAUAAGGACUAUAGUCAAUAUAAGCGCCUGCAAACAAAAAUUAAAGAAACCGCUGGAGUAUACCGCAAACAGACAUUUUCUAAUCUAGUUGACAACAAUAAUAAUAUAGUCCUAGAUCAAGAACAGAAAAAACAAGUCUGGAAGGAAUACAUAGAAGAAGUAUUCAAUGAUAUUAGUAGAACCGAUGCUCUAAGAACUUCGGAAACUGAACCCACAGGUCCUUCAAUAACACCAGAGGAAAUAAAAAGAGCAAUUAAGUUGUCAAAAAAUAAUAAAGCUCCUGGACCCGAUGAGCUACCCGCAGAAAUUUUUAAGCUAAUAGAUGACGAAAACUUAGAAAUUUUGAAAAACAUUUUUAACAAAAUUUAUGAUAGCGGAAUAUAUCCAAAGGAAUGGCUAAGUUCGGCAUUCAUAUUCGAAGAAGUAGCUGAUAGCGUAGAUGUUGGUAUAAAAGUAAAUGGAGUAAAUAUUAACAAUAUACGUUAUGCAGACGAUACCACCUUGAUUGCCGGCAAUAUUACUGAACUACAACAACUUUUAAACUCAGUAAAUGACCACAGUAUGCUUUUCGGUUUAAAUAUGAAUAUUUCUAAAACCAAAUUCAUGGUUAUAUCCAGAACCAACACAUUUAAUAAUCUAGUUUUAACCGUGAAUGGCCAAAAUAUCGAAAGAGUUUCAAGUUUUAAGUAUCUGGGAUUACCAAAAUAUAUUUUGCAAUCGGGAUAUACAUCUCCACAACCGUAUUCGAUUUGUAAAAUGCUACGUGUGGUCAAUUCUCCUCUAUGGAAUGGAAGCUUGGACACUAAAAAUAUCAACAAUGAACAAGCUAGAAGCCUUCGAGAUGUGGAUAUACCGCAAGAUGUUAAAGAUCCCAUGGAUAGAUAG